CCUGAAGAGAACCAGAAGCUGAUAUACUGUGGGAAGCUGUUACUUGAUCAUCAAUACCUGAGAGAGCUGCUGCCAAAGCAGGGGGAGUUCCAUGCUCUUCAUUUGGUGUACAGCUUCAAGACUCCUACAAAUGUGCAAGAAACCCAUGCAGAGGUGAAAGCUGCUCAGCCAAAGCUACUGUCAGAAGCUGGUUCAGAACCAUCUUCCUCAGAUGGUGGAAGUGGCCAAUCUUCAGCAGAAGCCAGUAACAGGCUUGAACCAACUCGACAUCCCUUCCAGUGUGUCACUCCUGGCCUCUCUGCUUACACGACCUACAGCAUGCUUCAGAUGUCCUGGCUGCAGCAGCUCUAUGCAAGACAGUAUUACAUGCAGUACUUGGCUUCUACUGUUCCAUCUGCUGACCCAGCCCCUGCACAGCAUUCUCAGGAGAUACCAGUGACAGCCCCAGCUCCUCUCCCAGACCCUUUUCCUGCACAAAACCAGCCUGGGAACCAGAAUGCUGCUGCCCAGGUUAAUGCUGUGGUCAACCCCAACCUGAGGGUGAAUGCCCAAGGGGGUCCCCUCAUGGAGGAAGAGGAGGAGGGUGCCAAUCGAGACUGGCUGGACUGGCUCUACUCAGCAACACUCUUCUAUGUUUUUGUCAACAUCAUCUAUUUCUACUCCAGUGUCAGCAGAUUCCUCCUGGUCCUGGGUGGCACUGUGCUGAUGUAUCUGCACCACGUUGGAUGGUUUCCCUUCAGGCAGAGAGCAGCUCAGCCCUUCCCAGGCAAUGUUCCUCCUCAAGCUGCUGUGAACCAGGACCAGAACAAUAACUUGCAGGGAGGAGAUGGAGGCAGAGCAGAUGAAUCUGAGGCCCCUCCUGAGGAGAGGCAGGUUUUACAAGACCUGCAGCAGACCAGCUCCUCACUGAUAAGCACAGUGUGGGUUUUCUUCAAGACUUUCUUUGCAUCCCUCCUUCCAGAAGGACCUGGGGUGAUCCGCAACUGA
Molecule: messenger RNA, 987 nt
Organism: Chaetura pelagica (chimney swift)
Lineage: Eukaryota; Metazoa; Chordata; Aves; Apodiformes; Apodidae
Gene: HERPUD1
Product: homocysteine-inducible, endoplasmic reticulum stress-inducible, ubiquitin-like domain member 1
Exons: 7
Biological process (GO): negative regulation of endoplasmic reticulum stress-induced intrinsic apoptotic signaling pathway; ubiquitin-dependent protein catabolic process; endoplasmic reticulum unfolded protein response
Cellular component (GO): endoplasmic reticulum membrane
Molecular function (GO): transmembrane transporter binding
Source: RefSeq, a predicted model, not a curated record